UCUUCGUACGAUAUUCGUACACAAACUGUUGACGGGCUUCGUAAUUGUCACAUCGCGACUUGCGCGAGUUCUGAUUCAACUAAGAAAGUUACAACAAAUUAUAAUUUAUUUAUAAACCAUGAUACUCUAUUAUUUAACGGGAACACUAUUGUUACUUUGGAUCCAUGUUUUAUGGAGUCGUAGAGCAUUUUAUAAAUUAAUAUGGAAAAUAUCUGGGCCGUUGGGCUACCCCAUUGUGGGCAUGGCCCAUCGGUUAAUGAGAAGGGAAGAUAUUUUAUCAGCAUUUAAAGAAGAAGAACAAAAGUUCGGACAAACUUUCUUUUCUUGGCUCGGACCAUAUCCCUUUUUGGUUGUUGGCGACCCCCAAAUAGCGCAAGAUAUUUUAACUUCUCCUCACUGCGUUAACAAGAGCUUCAUCUAUAGCGCUUUGGAUGAUGGCGCUGGAAGAGGGCUGUUUAGUUUACCAAAUCCAAAGUGGAAUUUGCAUAGACGUCUUCUAAAUCCUGCAUUCGGGCAUAAGGUUCUUCUGAACUUAAUGCCCAUAUUUAAUCAAGAAGUGAAUAAACUCAUAAAAACAUUUGAAAUGCUUUUAACGGAAGAAGUCGAUUUGACAAAAGUUUUCCAGAACUUUACAUUGAAGAUUGCAGCACAAACGACAAUGGGCGACAAAAUUCCCUCAGACGGCAUAAAUAAUUUUUCCGAAGGAUUAUUGAGCUGUUAUAAAUGUGUUCAGGAUUGCAUGACUCAGAUGUGUUUUUCACCUUGGCUACAUUUCAAGGCAUUCAACUAUUUCUGGAAGAAUAAAGACUCCUAUAAAGAGGCAAAAUCGCAAAUCCGAACUUAUAUUCGCAAUUUAAUAAAACAAAAGACCAUGUACGAGCCGGAAUUAUCGGAGAACAAAAGGGCAUUAGAUCAAAAUAUUUUUAUACAUCGCGCUCUCAAUUUGGUUCAAAAAGGGCAUUUCGAUUGGCAGAACGUUGAAGAUGAAUGUAAUGUGAUUGUGUUUGGGGCUUUCGAGACUACUUCAAACACCCUCGUGUACAUACUGAUGUUGCUAGCAAUGUUUCCACAGUAUCAGGAUAAAGUUUUUGAUGAAGUCUGUUCCAUAUAUUCCAGUAAAGACGAUAAUGAAGUCACCUACAGCGACACACAACAGAUGAUUUACUUGGAUAUGGUGAUUAACGAAACGAUGCGAGUGAUGGCGCCGGUGCCAUUGGUGGCAAGGCAAACCGAACAAGAAGUUCGUCUAAGUAAUGGUGUUAUAAUUCCCAAGGGACUGCAAGUAGCAAUUGAUAUUUUCAAUAUGCAUCGCCGUACGGAUAUUUGGGGUCAUGAAGCACAUAUUUUUAAUCCGGAUAACUUUUUACCAUCAAACUUGGACGGUAAACACCCUUAUGCAUUCAUACCAUUUACGAAGGGAAUUCGGAACUGCAUUGAUUGAAAAUUUGAUACGAAGCCAUGAAGAGGUCGCCCUAAUAUCGGUCGGCGUUUUUUUGUGCGAGCAACGUAUGGCAGCCAAAGACAAGGCAAGGAGUACUCCCAGGAUGCGAUGACAUACGUGCGAAAUUAUGGAUCGCGGUCAAUCAGCAAUCGAUCGUCACGAUGUCAUAGGACGACUUUUCAAACAACCGUUACGAUGUUUGAUGGUGCUGUUGGAUGCUAAAUGUACUCUGUUGAGUGGCAAAAGAGAGGUUUGAUGCACGUACAAAUUCUUCAUUGGAUGGUGGUUACACCAGAUCAAAUUGAUGAAAUCAUUUUUGCGGAAAUCCCUGAUGCAGGGAAAGGUCUAGUAUUAUACGAAAUGAUGAAAACCAAUAUGGUUCAUGGACCUUGCGGAUAAUAAAUGCACAAAACACUUUCCACGUACUUUUCUUUCGGAAACACAAACUAGAAAUGAUGGAUAUCCACUCUAACGACGGCGUCGCUCACCAGACGACAAUGGCAGAACAUUCAGCAUUCAAUUUAGAAGAAUGAAUAUCGAAUUUGACAACAAAUGGAUCGUACUAUAUUCACCAUUAUUGUCUAAUUCACAUUCAAAACUCAUAUCAAUGUUGAGUAUUGCAGUGUGGUGAAAGCGAUAAAAUGCGUUUGUAAUUACGUCACCAAAGGAAGCAAAAUGGCGGUUAUUGGUCUUAAACGUUGCGGUCGAUACGUGAACUGCAAUAAAACGCUUUGCUAUUCCGGGCGUUGUGCUUCUCGCAGUUAAUUUGGAGAAUGGCCAAAGGGUGUAUUUCAACCCAGAGAAUACUGUACAGCCAGUGGAAACACCGCCAGCAACAAAAUUAACAUUUAAGAGUUUUUUCUCAACUUUCGUCAAUGAUCCAUUUAAGAGAGCAUUGUUCUAUUCGGAAAUACAUUGGAAUUGGAAAUGGGUCCAUUCCGGUUGAUACUUCCGGUGGUUUGAUAUCAAUUCCAUCUGCCGUUUAUCAAUUCACGAAAGAUGAACUCACUCACCACCAAUGUUCGGACAUUGACCAUAUUAUCGUAACUAUGAUUCCUUAAGUCCACGCGCAAUGUUAUCUGCCAAAAACACCGAUGUUGUUGACUUAAACUGGAAGAUUCAAAGUCAAAUUCCGGGAGACUUGCUCUCAUACAAAUCGACCGAAACUGUGUAAUGGAACUCGAUUGAUUGUGACGCAGCUAUCGAAUACAAGGAGGCAAGGAGGAUUCCUUUCAUAAAUUCCGAAUUCCUUUGAGUUCUAACGAUUUCAAAUGUAUUCCGUUUCCAGUUAAAAUUGCAUUUAAAAUGACAAUCAACAGGACACAAGGAUAGUCGCAUAGUGUGUGCCUUAAAUUUGGAAAUGCUAUGUUUUUCACACGGCCAGAUAUACGUGGCGUGCUCACGAGUUGGAAAACCAUCUUUUGGGUACACCGGAACAGAAACCAAAAAAUGUUGUUUGUCAAGCUGCGUAUUGAAAAAAAAAUGAAAUGAAACGAUAAAAUCAACUUUUUUUUUCAUUUCAAAACACAUAAUUUCACACAGGACAACGGCUGCGGUGCCAGCUAGUCUUAUGAAGGUCCUCUGCCACACCUUAUCAAGCGCCUGAGCCACGUCUAGAAAUAAAGCUGAACAGAGAGUACCUCUGUGCUCAAAUGCUUUUCUUAUUUCGAUAGUAAUCCUAUUUACUUGCUCUGUCGUGCUAUGUUUUUCACGAAACCCGAAUUGGUGCGUUGGUAUUAUAUUAUUAUCGUCGAGAAAAAGAGACAUCUUUGAUAGUAACACUUUUUAAAAUAUUUUAGAAAGACAGGGUAGAAGACUUAUUGGUCUGUAUGAAGACGGCUGUGUUAAGUCUUUCCCAGGUUUAUUUAUCAAGAUAAUCUGCGACCUUUUCCAUGAAUUAGGAUAGUAUCCGAGAUUAAGAAUUGCAUUGAAGAGCAAAGAGAGCACUUUUACAGCAAUAUUUGGUAACUAAUUAGAAUUUUUUGGGCAUUAUCAUGUCCUGGGGACUUUUUUGGGUUAAGUUCUUUUAUUAUUCUAAUAAUUUCAGAAGGUGAAGUCUUAAAAGACUCGAGUGACUCGUUAACUGUGUUGGGUAAGUUGGACAAUUCAAAGUUGUUCUUUGGGCAAUUCGGUUGAAAUACCUUUUCUAGGUGAUUUGCAAAACAAUUAGCAUUUUCCUCGUCACUUCGAGCCCAAUUUCCACCCAUGUCUCGUAUAGGCAUGUUGGAGUCAGUUUUUUGGGCUUUCCAAAGGGAAUUUCGUUUGUUGGAAUUUGUACACAGCUUCUGUAUACUUACAUAUAUAUUUUGGUAUUGAAUUCUUCCUCAAGUUUAAGCGUUUUUUUUAUUUACGUGAAGCAGAUUUCAAUUGAAGCUGGGUGGAAGGGGAGCGAUUUAUGUGCCAUUCACGCCUUGCACGCCUUUUUUCAUUUACAAGCUUUUCUAUUUCUCUGUUAGUGAUUUUUCUAGGUCCAAGCGGAUUAUAGUUUUUGUUUGGUGUUGCUAAGACAGCUGCGCUAGUUAUUAAAUCAUUGGGUUUUCGUAUGUUUUCGUCAAUAUCUCUUCCUGUAUUUAUUUUGUACUCAACAUUAAUGCGGCUACUCACGUAUUUUUUAUAUCGGGUGGGCCAUAUACAAUUUUAAAUUUAAAAAGUUAAUUAAAAAAAAAAAACGGCUCGAUAUUUUUCAAAGGUCUCACAUUUAUUUAAAAGGUU
This is a messenger RNA of Bactrocera dorsalis (oriental fruit fly), 4153 nucleotides long. RefSeq names its product probable cytochrome P450 313a4 (gene Cyp313a4). Gene Ontology annotation, molecular function: oxidoreductase activity, acting on paired donors, with incorporation or reduction of molecular oxygen; monooxygenase activity; heme binding. The record is from RefSeq and is a predicted model, not a curated record. NCBI's taxonomy places the organism in Eukaryota, Metazoa, Arthropoda, Insecta, Diptera, Tephritidae. The transcript has 8 exons. The coding region runs from base 119 to 1441 and encodes 440 amino acids.